Purpureocillium takamizusanense is the source of this 2261-nucleotide messenger RNA. RefSeq names its product Kynurenine 3-monooxygenase (gene BNA4). The transcript has 3 exons. Gene Ontology annotation, molecular function: NAD(P)H oxidase H2O2-forming activity; kynurenine 3-monooxygenase activity; FAD binding. Gene Ontology annotation, cellular component: mitochondrial outer membrane. Gene Ontology annotation, biological process: quinolinate biosynthetic process; NAD+ metabolic process; L-tryptophan catabolic process. The record is from RefSeq and is a predicted model, not a curated record. NCBI's taxonomy places the organism in Eukaryota, Fungi, Ascomycota, Sordariomycetes, Hypocreales, Ophiocordycipitaceae. Bases 968 to 2092 code for a protein of 374 amino acids.
ACUGUACUGCCUAGGUACUAACGUGCUGAUAAGUAAGGUAAUGGUGCGUGCCGUGCAACCACAGUGAGGUAGGUAAGGUUAGUACCUAGGCACUGAGUCACUUAUUAGUACCUCUAAAUAAGGGAUGCCGCGCGGGCCGGCUGGAUUGAUUGAUUGCCUUUUGUCGACAUCGGACCCUCCUCACAUACACAAGCUGCAAAACUCAGGCCAUGGCCCCGUUCCUCGGCCUCGCCACCCCGUGGCCUUGACGUACCUAGCAAUUAUUGAAGAACUGCUGCAAUCGUGCCGCCGCCACCAAAACAGCCGAGAAAUUCGCCGCCACGGCAGAAAGUUGCAGCGCAUCGCAUCGUGUCAAGCGCAAGGCGCCUGAGUCCGGUGUCGCCGUCACUGCGAUAUUUUAAACUCGGCCACCAAGCUCUUGACGUUUGGCUGCCCGCAACAGCAGCAGCAGCAGCAGCAGGAGCAGCAAGACCACAAACAUUGCCCUGAGCCGACAUGCCUUCACCGCAAAAGACUGUGAUUGUUGGCGCCGGCCCAGUCGGCUCGCUAGCCGCCCUGUACGCCGCACAGAGAGGCCACGACGUCGAGGUGUACGAGCUGCGGCCCGAUUUGCGGAAUCCUGGCAUUAUUCCGCUCAACUUCACAAAGUCUAUAAACCUAGCCGUAUCUGAGCGCGGCAUCAACGCCAUGAGGCUGGCCGGCCACCCUACCCUGCUCGAGACGGUCAUGGAUGGCACGAUUCCCAUGCGCGGCCGCAUGGUUCACGGCAAAGGCCCCACGGGAGCACUGUACGAGCAUUCCCAGGACUACGAUGUCAAGGGUCGCGUGCGUGCCUCGUGCCCAUCCUGGCUUGCACCAACAUUUUAGCUGGACCCGUAUGCAUUGAACCAACGCUGACACUUUGCAGGCCAUCUACGCCAUUGAUCGGUCUGGCCUCAACUCACGCCUGCUUGACGUGCUCGACUGCAUGCCCAACGUCAAGCUCUUCUUCAAUCACAAGCUCACCGGCGCUGACUUCCGCUCCUGCCGCGCCUGGUUCGAGGCCAAGGACACGGCCGCAACGCCCAACGGCCGGCCAGGGGAGAUCGAGAUUGGUUUCGACCUCAUGAUUGGCGCCGACGGUGCGCACUCGGCUGUGCGCUACCACCUGAUGAAGUUCUCCCGCAUGGACUACCAGCAGGAAUACAUCGACACGCUGUGGUGCGAGUUUCAUCUCGGCCCGCGGCACACCGGCCCCAAGGAUGGCCCCUGGGCCAAGUUCCAGAUCUCCCCAAACCAUUUACACAUAUGGCCCGGCAAGGACUUCAUGUUUAUUGCCAUUCCUAGCGAGGAUGGGGCAUUCACCUGCACUCUCUUUCUACCCAGCAAGCAAUUUGGCGAAUUGGAGGGCAACCCCUCCAGCUUGCCCGCCUUCUUCGACCGCCACUUCCCCGGUGUUACCGACUUGAUUCCCAGCGAGAGCCUAAUCUCGUCCUUCCAGGAGAACCCUCAUCUCCCUCUCAUCAGCCUCAAGUGCAGGCCAUACCACCACGGGUCUUCGGGCGUCAUCAUUGGUGAUGCGGCCCACGCCAUGGUGCCCUUUUACGGUCAGGGGAUGAAUGCCGGCAUGGAGGACGUGCGCAUCCUCUUCUCCAUUCUCGACAAGCACGCCGAGGUGUACGGGAACGAUCCCGAUGAGGAGCCGGCCACUCGGGCCACUUCCAUGUCCGCUCUUCAGCGGUCUCUGGCUUUGGCCGAAUACUCGACUGUGCGAGCGCCCGAUGCCCACGCUAUCAACAGCCUAGCCUUGCAGAAUUAUGUCGAGAUGCGGUCGUCAGUAUUGUCUAAGCGCUAUCGGCUGCGCAAAUUCUUUGAGGAGUGUUUGAGCGUUUACUUCCCUGACUUUGGCUGGCAGACUAAGUAUGCCCGAGUCAGCUUUAGCAACGAGGGCUAUGCAGCAAUUGUUCAGCAGAGCGAGCAUCAGGGACAGAUCUUGAUGGAAGGCUUUCUGGCAUUGCUUGCCAGCCCCGUUGUUAUCAUAAGCGCCUAUUAUCUGCACAAGUAUCGCAGGUUUAUCUUCUCUGCCGCUAUCAACUCAUGUACUUGGCAUUAGAGCCAGCCAAAUUCUCUUAUGAGAAGAGCCGGCAGGCUAGUGUCCCUAUAUCAUCAUGGGCAACUAUUAUAACUCGAUACUUAAAAUAAAAUGUUUACUAAAAUAGUCUCCUUUAUUACUAGCUUCUUAUAUAAUAUAUAUUUAAACAAUAGAGUAAAAUAUAAAUAAG